AUGUGCUCACAGACCAUCAACCAACACCUUAACCAGCUGCACAACGAGUUUGUGAGAGAGCAGAAGCUACAGGAAGCUGCUGGAAGAGGAAGCUCCAAUAAAGAAAAAGAAGAGGAAAGCGCUCCCGCUGAAGAUAAGCAACUUCCUGAAGAGGAGGAGAAAGAAGAGGGAGCGGAAGUAGGAGGUUCUGCAGAAGAACAUCAAGCACCUGCAGUGGAGGAGAAGAAGACGGAGACGCAGUCUCCUGCAGGGGAAGAAGAACAGGUAGGACCUCCUGAAGAAAACGAAGAGAAAACUCCUGUAGCGGAGGAGAAAGAAGAGGGAGCGGAUGGAGAAGAAGAAGCUCCUGAGGUGGAAGAGAUCAUCAAAGAUCCUCCGGUGGUGGAGAGGCCAACCCUGCGAAAACAGCUUAGGAAGGCCAUCAUGAAGAGGCUCCGGAGAGUAUGGCAUUCCACCCAAAGACUCAACUGCUGCUGCCGACCCAACACCAUGGCCUAAAUCCUUCCGGUUUACCUCUCCCAAGGGCGUAUGUCUGUGUGUCUGUCUGUGUGUUUGUGGGUUAUGUACAGAAGGGAGUGUGGGAGUUGUAUACAAGAGUGGGUGAGGGGUUAUGUACAGGAGGGAGAGUGAGGGGUUAUGUACAGGAGUGGGGUGAGGGAUUAUGUACAGGAGGGAGAG
Molecule: messenger RNA, 678 nt
Organism: Xenopus laevis (African clawed frog)
Lineage: Eukaryota; Metazoa; Chordata; Amphibia; Anura; Pipidae
Product: cilia- and flagella-associated protein 251-like
Exons: 3
Coding region: 1-498 (165 amino acids)
Source: RefSeq, a predicted model, not a curated record